Molecule: messenger RNA, 6141 nt
Organism: Spirodela intermedia
Lineage: Eukaryota; Viridiplantae; Streptophyta; Magnoliopsida; Alismatales; Araceae
Source: the annotation of a GenBank genome assembly
AUGGGGAAGGGGGGGCAAGAUCGACGCAAGGGUGAGGCUGGGUGGGAGCCUUCACUUUCGGUAUCGACGUACCCGGCGUGGGCGAGAGACGUGCCGGAAUGCGAGGAGGAGUUCAAGGUCUCGGCGGAUCGCGGGCUCUCAUCGGAGGAAGUCCUAAGGCGGCGUUUGGUCUAUGGCAGCAACGAGCUCGAGAAACAUUCCGGCCCUUCGAUCUGGCAACUGAUCCUCGAACAAUUCAAUGACACUCUGGUUCGGAUCCUCUUGUUAGCUGCCGUCGUUUCUUUUGUCCUCGCUUGGUACGAUGGUGACGAAGGGGGUGAGAUGGGGAUCACAGCCUUCGUCGAGCCACUGGUGAUCUUCCUCAUCCUGAUCGUCAACGCCGCCGUUGGUGUCUGGCAAGAGAGCAAUGCCGAGAUGGCCCUCGAGGCGUUGAAAGAGAUACAAUCUGAGCAUGCAACGGUGAGGCGGGCAGGGAAGGUCGUCCCUAAUUUGCCUGCAAAAGAACUUGUCCCGGGUGAUAUUGUGGAGCUCAGAGCCGGGGAUAAGGUGCCUGCGGACAUGAGGAUAUUGUACCUGAUAAGCUCUACUGUGCGGGUUGAGCAGGGAUCACUGACUGGAGAGACUGACGCUGUCAAUAAGACCCACCACAAGAUUGACACAGAAGACAUGGACAUCCAAGGGAAAGAGUGCAUGGUCUUUGCUGGCACCACAGUCGUGAAUGGGACCUGCAUAUGCUUGGUUACGCAGACAGGAAUGAACACAGAAAUCGGGAAGGUGCAUUCCCAGAUACAUGAAGCAUCACAGGAUGAUGUUGAGACACCAUUGAAAAAGAAGUUGAAUGAAUUUGGGGAGUCGCUCACUGUUAUAAUCGGUCUGAUUUGUGCACUGGUUUGGCUCAUCAAUGUGAAAUACUUCUUUACGUGGGAUUAUGUUGAUGGGUGGCCAAGAAAUUUCAAGUUUUCUUUUGAAAAGUGUACUUAUUAUUUUGAAAUUGCAGUAGCUUUAGCUGUUGCAGCUAUUCCUGAGGGGCUACCUGCAGUUAUAACUACUUGCUUGGCAUUAGGGACCAGGAAAAUGGCUCAGAAGAAUGCAUUGGUUCGGAAGCUACCUAGUGUGGAAACUUUGGGAUGUACAACUGUAAUCUGUUCAGAUAAGACGGGCACUUUGACUACAAACCAGAUGUCUGUGGCAAGGCUUGUGGCAAUUGGAAAGAAGAUAGGUGUAGUUCGUAGAUUCAAAGUGGACGGGACUACGUAUGAUCCACAUGAUGGUAGGAUCCAUGAUUGGCCAAUCGGCCAGAUGGAUCCAAAUCUUCAAAUAAUUGCCAAGAUUGCUUCUGUUUGCAAUGAAGCCAAUGUCACAAAAUCUGGCCUUCAGUAUCAUGCCAAUGGAAUGUCCACAGAAGCUGCUCUGAAGGUUAGCUUGUGAUUUCUUUAAUUACAUUCGUUGAAUGGAAUGGCUGUAUCAAUGUAUAUACUCACAUUGGAUCUUAUAUUUGAUCCAUUAAAAUCAGCUCUAGACAUAAUGCAUGUGUGAAAACUAGUGUAUGAAGGAUGGGAUAGUAAGUUAAGAAAGGAGGGCUUACUUUUGAGCUGGCACAUUUCGUGACAGAACAAACACUGGGCUAGUAUCAACUUAGCAGCAUUAUAUUUUAUCUCAUUCCUCGUCUUUUUACAGUGUCUUACGUUUUGGAUGAAAAGAAUGAGAUGUCGGAAUCUGAUGUGAUGCACAUUUUUCUUUCAGGUGUUAGUAGAGAAAAUGGGAUUGCCCGCAGGAUCUGAUGUUUCACAUACGGGAGAAGGAUUCCGUAUGUUUAUAUUCUGUGAUUUACAGUUCUGUACGUGCGGAUGCAUAUUUUUGAUCUAACCUUCGUUUGUUUUUCUAUCAUUUAAGAUUGCUGCCAGUAUUGGAAUUCAAUUGCACCGAGGGUUGCGACUCUGGAGUUCGAUAGAUCCAGAAAAUCUAUGGGUGUCAUUGUGAAAUCAGACUCUGGAGGCAAUAUGUUGUUCGUGAAGGUACUAUCAUUGUUUUCUACAGUCGAUGUGUGGGAGGCACUACAAUAGACUUCAUUUAUCUCUUAUUUUCCGGUUUUAAACAAUUUGGAAUUGCAGAUGUGAAAGUGUGAAUGCUUAGAAGCUUCUGCUAAGGACAAAGUUUCAAGAACUUUAUUACUGAAGGACGACAUAUCUGUGCCUAUCUUUAGUUUUUAGUGUGGAUGUCAUGUGAUGAACUUUGAGGAGGGUGUCUGAAGUUAUCUGAUGAUUUAUGCUUCAUUGUUCAUAUAAGAUUUCUAUAUAGAUGUAACAGGAUAUUUUUCACCUCCCACUACCUAUGGUUGGUGAUUCCUCGAUCGCUGCAUUUAUGUGAAUAUCUUUUUCCUGGUGUAAAAAUUUUAUUGACUAAUUUUUAGUUUUCGACAAUAAAUUUCGAUAUUUGAUGGAAAGUGUUUUGCUCAUUUUUAGUAGAUGCAUAUUGUGCUACAUUUGGCUAUUUUGUUCGUGAUAUAAAGGAUUGAUGAAACGGCACUCAAAUACUUCCAAUCUGAUUUUUGUGUUGUUAUUUAUUUAUUUCUACUUUAUUUCCCCCCGCAAUGAUUGCUUUUGUGAUUGGAUCAGUGUCUUAUGUUUUUUUACUGGACCUAAAACGUUUGCUUGUUCACAGUUUUUCUUCCCUGUAUUUUCUCCGGUUGCCCAAUCUUCUCCUGUUUAAGAAUAACCACUUUGUCAUUUCUAUCUUUUAGUUUUAUUUUAAAAUUUAAGUCAUCAUGUGGUUUAUAGUUUGUAUCUUUUAUGAUAGGGAGCUGUGGAAAAUUUACUGGAAAGGAGCACAUACUUACAGCUACUUGAUGGCUCAAUUGCAACUUUGGAUGAAAGGUCAAGGAAACUGAUUCUUAGAGAGCUUCAAGCAAUGUCAUCUAAGGCUUUACGAUGUUUGGGUUUUGCAUACAAGAUUGAUCUUUCAGAGUUUGCCACAUAUGAUGGCGAAUAUCAUCCUGCUCACAGGCUCUUACUUGAUCCAUCUAAUUAUUCGUCAAUUGAGAGUGAUCUCAUUUUCGUGGGUUUUGUUGGGCUGAGGGUGAGCAUAUGUUUCCUCUUUACCACUUCUUUUAGUGUUUCUGCUACUGUCCAUACAAAUUUGAUAUUCUCUCUUACCAAUGUUGGCUGCAAAUCUCUGUAGGAUCCUCCUCGAGAGGAGGUUCACAAAGCAAUUGAGGACUGUAGGGCGGCUGGAAUCCAAGUUAUGGUGAUAACGGGGGAUAACAAAGAUACAGCAGAGGCAAUUUGCUGUGAAAUUGGUGUCUUUGAACCUGGGGAAGACAUUAGCUCAAAGAGCAUUACAGGGAAAGAAUUUAUGCAUCUUUCUGAUAAGAAAAAGUAUCUGAGGCAGUCUGGUGGACUCCUUUUCUCUAGGGCGGAACCAAAACAUAAGCAAGAGAUAGUGAGACUGCUCAAAGAAGAAGGUGAGGUGGUUGCAAUGACGGGCGAUGGGGUGAAUGAUGCUCCUGCUUUAAAAUUAGCUGAUAUCGGUAUUGCAAUGGGAAUUACUGGGACUGAGGUACAUUUAUAUUUCGUUUGUGACUGUCAUGGUUGUUCUAUUGUACAUUUUUAUCUUUUUUUUUCUUCCCUUAUGGGUCUUAUCCUAAUCUCUUCAAGGCUUUAAUGUUUGCCUCCUAUUCUGUUUGUUGUUUUCCUAAAUAUUACUUCAUGAUUUUUUAAGUCAACACUAAAUAAUCAGAUAUAGUGGAAAAACAACUCGUUUUAGCAUAUUUAACAUCCCUUCCGCUGAAGGUAACGUCCUCUGUAAAAAUUCAUCUUAUGCAGAACCUUAGUCAAUACAUAAUUGACAGUCGAUAAUAGUGAUUGCACUUAGUUUUCGUUUUGUUCAUUUCUUUGUCCGCAAAAUCUGAUUAAAUUUAUACUAUUGCUACUACAACAUAGAAUACAUUCUUUUUGCACAUCUGGCUUAAAGGGUCAAAACCCUAGUAACCUUGACUCUAUCAGACUAGAUAUCAAAGAUUUUCAAGCUAGGCUGAUUGUCAUUUUCCUUCUCAGAAGUGGCUACGCGAAGGAAAAUCUGGUUCCCUGCUUUUCGAUCCAUGAUCCUGUUCAUAAAUCUCCCUUUCUACGUCUAUUAUUUUCUUAAGAGUCUGCUGUGGCGUAAGACAUUAGUUCAAGGUGUAUGAAAGCUCUGCAGAUCUAGGGAUCCUGAAAUAAUUGAUGAUUCUGAGCUAAUUGGGAUGGAUGACAAACUUUAAUUCAGUAAUAUUAGAAAAUUGUGUGUGAAUUAUUAUAAACCUGGUUUUUUCUUCUCUUGUUUCAUUUAUUCACAUUCUUAUUUGAUUUCUUCCGUCACAUAGCUACUAAUUCUUUUUUUUUUUUUGCUUUCUAUUAUGACAGCAGUCUGCAAUAUAUGCAACCUUUCUCUUAAUUCUAAUAAAUCGUUUUAGAAUUUGGAUGUGGGUCAUAUGAUCUGUUCUUAGUUUUCCUCUAAUUUGUCGCUUGUCUUUUCAGGUUGCCAAGGAAGCCUCCGACAUGGUUUUAGCGGAUGACAACUUCAGCACGAUAGUUGCAGCUGUUGGUGAAGGAAGAUCUAUAUACAACAAUAUGAAAGCCUUUAUCAGGUUCCUUGUGAUUCUUUAUUAGUGAUUAUUAUCCUCCCAUUCUACCUUUUGAUUUUCUAUUGCAACAGCAUAUGCAGUUCCGUGGUUAAGUCAGGGUGCUGAUAAGAUGAUGAUUAUCAGUCAUUAGUAAUCAUUAUAUUGGUUUAUUAUAUAGUUAGUGAAGGUGGAACCAUGUGCCUUCUAGCUCAUGAAAUCUGGGGAGACCCAUCUUCUUUGAAGGUGUUGUUCUUACCAUGUGAGAGUUUCACGCUGUUUCACCCUUCAUUCGGUUUACACAGCCACGCGGUGGAAGGCAUGAAGCACCUGUUUCUUCGAUGCUCCUUCACAUUGCAGAUACUAUUGCAAAUGAUCUUGCCUAAAAUAGACGUUAGGAGCCACCCACAGAGCUGGAAUAUCAAAGAGCGCUAAAUAGUUUUCUGGUCCGUGAUCCAUUCAAUCCUUAGACUAAUUAGGAAGAAGCUCUGUUUAUGGGCUUCGAGUCAUUUGUUUUCCUUACUUCUCUUUUUGAUAUUUCUCACCGCCCAAAGAUCAUCCAAUACUAGGAGUUGCCCCAAACUCCUAGUUUGGACUGCCCCCCCCCCGCCCCCCCCCCAAACUGAUCUCAUCCAAUCUUGCCACAUAAUCUCAGGUACAUGAUCUCUUCAAAUAUCGGUGAAGUGGCAUCUAUAUUUUUAACAGCCGCACUGGGCAUCCCAGAGGGGUUGAUACCAGUUCAGCUGCUCUGGGUGAACCUCGUCACUGAUGGGCCUCCUGCAACAGCUCUGGGAUUCAAUCCUCCAGACAAGGAUGUGAUGAAGAAAACCCCCCGAAGGAGCGACGAUUCACUGAUCAAUGCCUGGAUUCUAUUCCGUUACCUGGUGAACCCAGACUUCGCCUUGCAUCAUCAGCUUCUUCAAUAAUAAUUAUUCUCAAAACCUUGGAAAAUGGAUUGAUUUGCGCAGAUCAUCGGGCUUUAUGUGGGCAUUGCCACCGUGGGCGUCUUUAUAAUAUGGUACACCCACGGGUCCUUCUUGGGCAUUGACUUGAGCAGCGACGGCCACACGCUCGUCACCUACUCGCAGCUCUCCAACUGGGAUCGUUGCUCCACCUGGGAGGGCUUCAAGGUGUCACCUUUCACUGCUGGUUCCCGGGUCUUCUCCUUUGACUCCAACCCCUGCGACUACUUCCAGUCGGGGAAGGUGAAGGCGACCACGCUCUCGCUCUCCGUCCUGGUGGCCAUCGAGAUGUUCAACUCCCUCAACGCCCUCUCCGAGGACGGCAGCCUGUUGACCAUGCCACCCUGGGUCAAUCCAUGGCUCCUCGCGGCCAUGUCCGUCUCCUUUGGGCUCCACUUCCUGAUCCUCUACGUGCCCAUCCUUGCCCAAGUAUUUGGGAUCGUCCCGCUCAGCUUCAACGAGUGGCUACUGGUCCUCGCGGUCGCCUUCCCAGUGAUCCUGAUCGACGAGGUGCUCAAGUUCAUCGGGCGGUGUAACAGCGGGUCGCGAACCAGGAGGCGCUCUCAGAAACACAAGAAGGAUUAG